AUGGUGAGCCCAACUGGUCUGCAUGCCGCCUUCGACAGCGGGCCGCCUUCGGAUAGCACCGACUACACUACCAUCGUGACCAUCCACGGCUACGGCUGGCACAGUGGCAUCUUCGCCCACCUCCUGCCCGUCGCGCACGCGCAGAACGCGCGGGUCAUCGCCGUCAACCGGCGCGACUACCCCGGCACGACGCCAUACCCGGCCUCGGAGCGCGCGCUCCUGACCGCGGUCCCGCCCUCCGACUCGAACGAGCCGGAGCCGGAGCCGUACCCGUCGGGCUCCCCAGAGGAGAUCUCGGAGACGCGGACGAAGAUGCUAGAGUUCGCGCGGCUGCGCGCGCAUGAGCUGCUUGCGUUCUGCGAGGAGCUCGUGCGCGAACGCGGGCUCCCAGCGGCCCGGCCGACGGAGAACCGGGGCGGGAUCGUGCUCAUCGGGUGGUCGCUGGGAAUCGUGUGGAUGAACGCGGUGCUCAUGUUCCUCGACUCGUUCGAGGGGAGCGCGGACGUCGACUUGAGCAAGCACCUGAGACGGGUCAUUCCGUACGAUGGACCAAGCAUCGAAUUCGGCUUCCCCCGCCCCCCGGAUCCGUACGACCCCUUCCUGGACCCGGACACCUUCGAAGGAUCGAUCGCGGACCUCUUGGACUGGGUCUCCGGCUACUGGACCCACGGCUCCUCGAUCGACACCCUUGCCCGCCGCACGCCCGCCGAAGACCGGCCGCCCACGGCACGCACCCUCCCCGGCGACCUCGUGCACCAGCCACCGGGCGCUCCCGGAGGCUCGGACCAGGUGCUCGUCGCGGAGGGGAUCCGCGUCGACGUCUUCCGCGCGCUCUGGGAGGGCGCGCUCGUCCUGCCCGCGGCGGAGGGGGCGCGGCGGCGGUGGGGCGCGCUCGAGGUCCGCGCGGUGUGGUGCGACCGCUCGACGUGGGAGAUCGUGCACGCGGCGUGGGCGGUCCGGGGGCUGGCCACGGAACCCCCGGUUGCGGCGGGGCGCCGGAGAGUGGGGACGGUGCGCAUCCGCGGGGCGAACCACUUUGCGCACUGGGACUUUCCGGCAGACACGCUGCGGGCUUUCUUGAUUGCGCCAGCGGCCGUGGAGGGCGAGGAGGUGGAGAUUGUUGCGAGAGAGUAG
This is a messenger RNA of Epithele typhae, 1134 nucleotides long. RefSeq lists its product as uncharacterized. Lineage: Eukaryota; Fungi; Basidiomycota; Agaricomycetes; Polyporales; Epitheliaceae. The record is from RefSeq and is a predicted model, not a curated record. Bases 1 to 1134 code for a protein of 377 amino acids. The transcript is spliced from 4 exons.